UCACAGAGCUCAGAGUCAGCUGGAGCUGAAGGAAAACAACACUUUUCUUUAUCUCUCGGGGAUUUCUCUGACCUCCCACCUUUAGGUCACAGCUUUCAUUCUGUGCACAGCUUCGUUUGGGUUAUUUUUUAAAAAAAACAUAUCUCUCUCGAGGAAGCGAGGAUGUAGAGUUUGUGUCGGAGGUAUUUUUUUUCCCCAAUAGGUGACGGCGGCAGCAGCGGCCGCUCCAUCCGCUCCAUCCGCUCCAUCACCCCGGCUCCGUGCGUGUCCGCUUCCCGGGACCGGCUCCGGCUGCCACCGCGCGCCGUGCGGUGAAUGAGUGAGCCCCGCCGGGCUGCGAGCCUGUUGCUGCCGGGCGGGCCGAUGCUAGGACGGCGGGGGACGGAGGGGGACGCAGCGCCGCGCCGGGUCGGAGCGGAGAUGUCCGUGCGGGGAUGCCUCUUCCUGGACACUGCGCUGCUGUAGUCGAGUGUGCACGGCGUGCCUCCUCCCACCUAACCUGCGGCGACUCAUAUAUGGAUGGUGGGGUCGCAGCAUGCCCACCCCCUCAACUACCAACACCGCCACGCCGCCGGGAGGGAGCUCCGGUGGGGCCGGAGGAGGAGGAGAAGAGGGGCCCGUGUCUGGCUCCUCCAGCGCCCCCGUCGAGCCCUCCUCGUUCCGCUUCGUCCCAGCCUUCUGCCUGGGCGUGGUGGCGGCCGUAGUGUUUCAGCUGGCCUGGGGCGGCCUGACCCUCACCUCCUUCUUCCUCAAGCUCUUCAUCUACGUGUCCUUCGCCCUGCUGUGCGUCCUGGCCGGGAGCUUCGUCCUGCUGGUCCGGAAGAGUCCCGUGAAAGUCAGCUGCUUCGACCGGAGCAGGAGGCACUCCGCCGUGCUGCUGGACUUCUUCAGCAAGCUGAUGGGCCGCUUCGUGGCGCCGCCUCAGGAGUCCAGCCAGGGACGGAGGGUGGUGGUGUCGCACAACGUGGAUAAAGCCCUGAAGGAAGUGUUCGACUACGCCUACCGAGACUACAUCCUGUCCUGGUACACCCCCCUGAGCCACGAUAAGGGCCAGCUGUACUCCAUGCUGUCGGAGGACUGGUGGCAGGUGAUCGGGCGGCUGCGGUCCCGGCUCGCCAACAUCGACCUGGUCAACGUGGUGUGCUACGACAGCAUCCGAAUCCUGCACACACACUUCACUGACCUCAAGGCUGCGUCUGCCAGGCCCGAGGAGUGCAGCCGGCCGUUUCCCCUCCACCCCUGUUUGAUGAGCCCGGACUCAGAGCUGGCCUUCCUCCGCUGCGUGGCCAGAAUCCUGCUGCUAUGUCUGCUGCCUCAGAAGGACGCCAAGUCACCCACGCUGCGCUGCUGCCUGACGGAGGUCAUCACCACCAAAGUUCUGAAGCCUCUGGUGGAGGUGCUCAGUGACCCGGACUCCAUCAACAGGAUGCUGCUGUCUCAGCUGGAGCAGCGGGAGCAGCAGGCCGAGCAGCAGAAGAAAGCCUACACCUACGCUGCCUCCUACGAAGAUUUCAUCAAGCUAAUAUCAACCUCUGCUGAUGUCAAUUUCCUCAAACAACUCAGGUAUCAGAUCGUGGUAGAGAUCAUUCACGCCACCACCAUCAGCAGCCUGCCGCAGCUCAAGAAGCAGAAAGAGCGAAAAGGUAAAGAGUCGGCAGCGAUGAAGGCCGACCUGCUGAGAGCCAGAGACAUGAAACGAUACAUCAAUCAGCUGACCGUCGCUAAGAAACAAUGCGAGAAGCGCAUUCGCCUGUUGGGCGGACCGAACUACGAGAACAACGAGGAGGGAGGAGCCGAGGACGGCGACGAGCCUCAAAGCCAGAAGAUUCUCCAGUUCGACGACAUUCUGUGUAAUCCGGGUUACAGGGAGCACUUCAGAGUUUACAUGGAGAGGGUUGAUAAGAGGGCUCUGAUAAGCUUCUGGGAACUGGUGGAAACACUUAAAACUGCCAAUAAGAACGAAGUGCCCCAGAUCGUCGGGGAAAUCUACCAAAAGUUCUUUGUGGAAAGCCGAGAGAUCCCGGUGGAGAAGGUUCUCCUGAAGGAGAUCCAGCAGAGCCUGGUGGGGAACAGAGGGACGCAGGUCUUCGUUAGAAUACAAGAACAGGUGGCUGACACCAUGAGAGAGCGAUACUACCCCUCCUUCCUCGUUUCUGACCUCUAUGAUCGGCUGAUCAGGAGAGACGAGCAGCACAGCCAAUCACAAUGUAGCACGGAGGAAAAAGAGGAAGGGUGCCAGGGUCUGGAUGCAGGAGAGGAGGUCUGCGAUGAAGGCAGUAAAGGAAUCAACGAACAAGCCAGCUACGCUGCCACCAAGCUCCGGCAGCUCUUCGACAAGCUGGAGUACAAACGGCAGGCGCUGGGCUCCAUCCAGAACGCUCCCAAGCCUGACAAGAAGAUCGUGAGCAAGCUAAAAGAGGAAAUCGGAGCCAUGGAGAAGGAGCACAGCGAGCUGCAGCAGCACAUCACCAGGACCGACUGGUGGUGUGAGAACCUGGGGCACUGGAGGGCGGCCAUCACCACAGCCGAGGCUGCUGAGGAAGGCGGUGAGACCAUGGCUUCGUACUGCAUCAGCGUCAGCCUGGUGGAAGGAGAGGAGACCACCAACAGCCGCUGGAGCGUCCACAGGAAGCUGACGGAGUUCCAGAUGCUGCACAGGAAGCUGACGGAGUGCUUUCCUUCACUGAAGAAACACCAGCUGCCGUCUCUCAGUAAACUCCCCUUCAAAUCCAUCGACCAGAAGUUCUUAGACAAGAGCAAGACUCAGCUCAAUGCCUUCCUCCAGCGUCUGCUGACAGAUGAGCGGCUGUGCCAGUCCGAGGCGCUCUACGCCUUCCUCAGCCCGUCUCCAGAACACCUCAAGGUGAUGUCCAUCCAGAAGAAGUCGUCCUUCUCGCUGGCCUCCUUCCUGGAGAGGUUACCCGGAGACUUCUUCUCCCACACCGAGGAGGACGGAGACGACGACAGCGACCUGUCGGACUACGGCGACGAGGUGGACGGCAGGAAGGACGCGCUGGCCGAACCCUGCUUCAUGCUCAUCGGGGAGAUCUUUGAACUCAGAGGAAUGUUUAAGUGGGUGAGGAAGACUCUAAUUGCACUAGUCCAGGUGACAUUUGGACGAACUAUCAACAAACAGAUCCGGGACACUGUAAACUGGAUCUUCUGUGAGCAGAUGUUGGUCUGUUACAUCAGUGUGUUCAGGGACGCCUUCUGGCCCGACGGGAAGCUGGCCCCGCACGUCAAGGUUCGAACCGAGUCCGAGCGGACCGAGACGAAGGAGCGGGCUCAGCAGAAGCUGCUGGACAAUGUCCCAGACGCUCUGACGAAUCUGGUGGGCCAGCAGAACGCUCGCUACGGGAUCAUCAAGAUCUUCAACGCUCUGCAGGAGGCUAGUGCCAACAAACACCUACUCUAUAUUUUGAUGGAAAUGUUACUAAAAGAAGUGUGUCCCGAGCUGAGGGCGGCGGUGGACAACAUGUGAACACUCAGUCUCCACGGAUUCAUCUUUCAGGCCUUUCUGUAGCCGACCAAUCACAAACUGCGAAGCCGGAGGAGGAGAAGGGUCGGAAGGGGCGGCGGGGAGCCGGCCCGGCUGCGGCCCCAGAGGGGCCGUGGUUUGUUGUGGUGCAGAUCUGAACCUGGAGCUUCCUCUCCAGACCGUCUCACUCUCAAACGAACAAACUCGCUGUCGUUUCAACAUCACGGAAACGUCAGAUCUGGACCAGAACAAACUGAGAGCAAAUCUCUCGUUCUGGCCUGAGUGGUGGCCGUCUGCUAAAACAACUUGAUUGUUGGGGACGAUAAUUUGUAGAGCGGAUAAUCCACAGACCUCGUUUCAAUCCAGCAGAGGCCGUUGAUUUGUGUCUGUAGGUUUGGGACCUCUGAACAUUCCUUCUACACACAACCUGAGCAGCAACAUUUGUGUUCUGUGAUUCUCGUUUCAAGCUUAUAAUUGUGCAAUAUAAUGUCAUGUAAAAGUAAUGGUGACGAUUUUAUUUAUGAUUAUUAUUGAUAGAUUUUAUUUUUACCAAAAAUUGUUUAGGAAGCGUUUAUAUAAGCAAUAAAAUGCAAACAAAACAUU
Molecule: messenger RNA, 4081 nt
Organism: Salarias fasciatus (jewelled blenny)
Lineage: Eukaryota; Metazoa; Chordata; Actinopteri; Blenniiformes; Blenniidae
Product: sorting nexin-25-like
Exons: 22
Coding region: 536-3481 (981 amino acids)
Cellular component (GO): endosome
Molecular function (GO): phosphatidylinositol binding
Source: RefSeq, a predicted model, not a curated record